This is a messenger RNA of Meloidogyne enterolobii, 723 nucleotides long. NCBI's taxonomy places the organism in Eukaryota, Metazoa, Nematoda, Chromadorea, Rhabditida, Meloidogynidae. The record is from the annotation of a GenBank genome assembly.
AUGAUAAUGACUAACAAAUCCUCAGAAGAAAAAAUACGUAAACACUUGGAUAUAAUUUUGAAAAAGACAAAAUUGGAUGAGAAGCAGGUAUUCGUUUUUGUCCAAAAUGAAAAUCCUACUCACGAUUUUGAUGGCAAAGUUCUUUUAUCUUCACCUUACCAAAUUAAUACUUUACCAGAUGGAAGUGGUGGUAUUUAUCAAGCAUUGUUGCCUGCCCUUCCAAAGUUGGAAAAAGCUGGACUUGAAUAUUUUUAUGUUUGUUCCGAUAAUAAUGUCCUCUGUCGCGUUCCAGAUUUGCAUAUGGUCGGCUGUGCAAUUGGCAAAACUGCUGAUUGUGUUGCGAAGGUAAUGAAGGAAGAAAGAAUCCUUCCAAAAGAAGUGGUUGAGAAACGCAAUCCGAAGAAUCCAAUUAAAUUGAUCUUCCGAGAGGGAAGUAUUGGCAAUACCUUCUUCACUCUCGACUUUUUAAAAGAGGCUUGUUUACAAUAUGAUUCUUUGCCAUUCCAUGAAAUACAAAAAUCUAUACCUUUUUGGAAUCCGAAUACUCGAAAGAUUAUUCAUCCGGUUGGGAAGAACGGAAUAAAGAAAGAACGAUUUAUUUACGAUGCUUUAUUUCAUGCUAAGUUUGUUUUUUUUUCAAUUUUAAAAUUUUUUCUGGCGAUUUUUUCCUGUUCUGAUUGUUUGAAUCCCAGAAGUUUGAAUUUGGAUACUAUUUUUAGUUAA